AUGUUCCUGCUAGUGGUCGUUCUCUGCGCUGCGUUGGUUGCCGGCGACAUGUGCUGCGGCACGUGCCUCAAUGGCGUCACCAACUUUGCCGUCGAUGCGAUGCAGUACCCUGCGUGCGAGGCCAUUCAGUACUGCUGCUUCAACUGCGGCAAGACGCCACUGGGCGCGCCGACGAUCCUGCCGACGGCCGGCGUCACGUUCGACGGCACCGCGAUCGGGGCGACGACCGGCCAGCCGCUCCAGAUCCAAUGGGCUAGCGCAGCGACCGUCACGUAUGUGUCUUUUGCACCCAACCAAGCCAAGACGGGCCUCGCGCUCUCGACGUCACCAGCCGCGACCAAGUCGGGGACCAACACCUUUAGCAUCUGCCCGCAGUUCCCGGGCACGCUCUACUUUCGCGGGUUUGGCGCCGACAUUUGCAACUCCGUGUCGACCGAGAUCAAGGUCACGGUGACGGGGGCGUCUGGCGCCGUGUGCUCGACGCCAUCAUCCCCAGCCACAACGCCAUCACCUGGCACGACGCAGUCGCCGACGUCCAGCGGCAGCACGAGUAGCACCUUGACCCCUGGACCGUCCAGCAGCACCGCGUCGCCCCGUGACAACGUGACGUGCAAUGCGAUUCGCGGUGUCGUCGUUGACGGGCAGUGCCAAUGCGUGUCGGACUGGUCGGGUCCGCCCGACUGUUCUGGCACGCCGCUGUGGAAGACGCUCAUCACCAUCGCUGGCGGGCUUGCGGCGGCGCUCUCGAUUGUGAUCUCGAUCCGCCACUUUCUCAUCAUGCGCAAGACGCGGGCCUCCGCACGUCUCUCGACCGCCGCCGACGACAGCAAACACAUUGAGAUGGAGGUCAUGCAAAUGUCACCCAAGCGUCAGCUGUCACUGGGCGACGCCGCGUUUGACGGCCAUGCGAGUCCGUCGUCGUCGCCCAAGACCAAGGAAGUGAGCCUCUAA
Saprolegnia parasitica CBS 223.65 is the source of this 951-nucleotide messenger RNA. RefSeq lists its product as hypothetical. The transcript has 4 exons. Lineage: Eukaryota; Oomycota; Saprolegniomycetes; Saprolegniales; Saprolegniaceae. Bases 1 to 951 code for a protein of 316 amino acids. The record is from RefSeq and is a predicted model, not a curated record.